UCCGUGGAAGCUGAUAUUUGUUAUUUUAUUUACAUGCAAAGGUAAUUACGAACUAUAGAUUUUAAAAAUAUGAACCUAUAUUCCUUCCUCAUAAUCCUUAUGAACAUGACACAUGAAAUUGAUGACGAUUAUAAAUUAUCGAAGCUCAGUUAGCGAGCAAUGAUUCUGCGAACUACGAUCUUACUAAUGUUUUAAACGAUGCGAUAUUGAAACUACUCAAAAGUACUGAUUUGGUUAAAAAAUUGGAAUCAAAAAUACUCAUACAAGACAUAAAAGAUCAAAACGAUGUAUACAAAAUUAACAAUACACUAAAACUACGACCAUUUGGAGAUACAAUCGAGAUAAAAACAAUGUAUACUUUCGGGUCUUUAAGUAAUCGCCUGAUGUACAGAAACCCGCCAAAUACGAUUCGUUGGGAGUUUCCUAAAAAUACGUUCCAUAUGUUCUAUGACGAGCUAGAAUACUGGAUAGCAGGACAGGUCCUAGUAGAACCACAUUUGUAUUGGACUUCCGAUAGGAGUACAAGCAAAUUCGAUGUAUUAAGAUACCACACAUACAAGAAUUUCUCGAUUAUCGCAACUAAAACGCCAGUGUCAGCAAACCAAAGUUUCAAUGAAAAUAUCUUCAUCAAUACAUCGUAUGAUCAUUUGGAAAACCUUGAAGGUAUCAAAAUGGAAAAGUAUCCUAAACUAUUAUCUUACAAGCAACAUAUCAAGUUGUCAUACAUAAUUGGCUUGGAAUUACCAUCCAUAAUGCGCCGUUUUUUCUUCGAUGGUGGCAAUUUCAACACAAUAUUGGGCGAAAUAUUCAACCUACACCCUAAGCAGUACAUCAUUUCAGCCUGUCCCGAUUUUUUGACCCACGAACAGCGCUACUAUUACCUCCUACCAGACAUUAAUUUCGUGUACAUCAGUUUCAAAAAUAUAACCAUAAGAGGACUAUCGAAUUUCGAAUCGUACGUGAAUAAUCAAUCGUGGAGUAAUCGAUAUUUAUCCCACGACCUUGUUUACACCCUACACGUGAAGAAUGUACGAGGAAACAUGAUUUUAGAUCCCGACUUUGAUCAUUUACAACAUUUUCAACUGAAUUUCUUCAUCGGCAAUCUUUACAUAUCGUUUGCUCCUGAAAAAGGCGAAUUUCGUGUGGAAGCCCGAGACUAUUCUAUCGUUGAAGACACUCUGCAGUCCUCCACAUUGAUAUCAUCGUGGUUGCCGGAAUAUUCAACACGUAUUAUUCGGCUUAUCGAAUCAGCAAUGAUAGAUGUGAUGCAGUCAUCGAAUAAAGAUAAAGAAAAGUCAAGUUCAUUAUCAUCCGACUUCGCACAAAUAGAAACUUCGUUCGUGGAACUUUUGAAAAAAUCUCACCCUCGGACAAGAUGAUUCCAAUUCCAAACCUCGUAAAUUAUAUAACAGGAAUGAAUCAAUCAGAAUAAUUUCCCUAAGUAGGUACAAGAUUGGAGAAAAAAAAACCUACACAGCAAAGAACCAAAGAAAAACUUCUCCAGCUAUCCUAUCGUUGAAUUGGAAGACAUAAUUUCAGAAGAAGCGAGCAGCCAGCUCUUCAACUUGAAUGUUUGAGGGAAAUGGAAAAUCAAAAAUGUCCAAACAUAACGUUAUUAAGUGUACC
Messenger RNA from Planococcus citri (citrus mealybug), 1626 nucleotides. RefSeq lists its product as uncharacterized. The transcript is spliced from 5 exons. NCBI's taxonomy places the organism in Eukaryota, Metazoa, Arthropoda, Insecta, Hemiptera, Pseudococcidae. The coding region runs from base 351 to 1379 and encodes 342 amino acids. The record is from RefSeq and is a predicted model, not a curated record.